AAUGGAAUCAAACCACAUAUUCUUAUCUACUUUUCUUUCCCAAACUCAGAUAUAUUCACACAUAACUCAAUAAAACACCAAAAACAAGAAAAGAAAAACGUAAAAGAAAAAAAGGAGCAGAGUUUAUUAGAAAAUUCAGCUCAUCAUCAGAGCUGACUCUUACAAACUCCUAUCCUUUUUCACCUUUUUAAUAAACCCCACAAUUUCAUUUUUUUUUUCUUAUUCUAUGAUUUGAUUUUUGUUAUUAUAUUACACUUUCAUUGUCUUUCUAGGUACCAAGAUUCCUCAAUCUUUUUUUUUUCUUCAAAAAAAAUUCCUCUUUUGAAUUCUUGAAAACUUUUCAAGAAUGUCGAUUUGUGAUGGUGAUUUGGUGGCUUCAAACAAUUCUUUUGCUAAGCAACGUGAAAAGAUCAUCAUUGACACUGAUCCUGGUAUUGAUGACAGUAUGACAAUACUAAUGGCAUUUCAGACACCGGAAGUUGAGAUCAUAGGCUUGACUACAAUCUUUGGCAACGUUACUACAAAAGAUGCUACACGAAAUGCAUUACUUUUGUGUGAAGCUGCAGGAUAUCCGGAUGUUCCCGUGGCAGAGGGUAGCCCUGAACCUCUGAAGAGAGGGGAACCACGUGUUGCAGACUUUGUUCAUGGUUCAGAUGGAUUAGGCAACUUAUUUUUACCUUCUCCAAAUUCAAAGAAAAUCGACAAAUCUGCAUCUGAAUUUUUGGUAGAAAAAGUUUCUGAAUAUCCUGGUGAAGUAUCUAUACUUGCACUGGGACCAUUGACAAACUUGGCUUUGGCUGUCAAGAGGGACUCAACCUUUGCAAGCAAGGUGAAGAGAGUGGUUGUACUCGGUGGUUCCUUCUUUGCUUUAGGAAAUGUUAAUCCUGCUGCCGAAGCAAAUAUAUAUGGGGACCCUGAGGCUGCUGAUGUUGUGUUUACGUCGGGGGCAAAUAUUGAUGUUGUAGGCAUCAACAUUACAACACAAGUCAAAUUGAAAGAUGCUGAUCUUGAAGAACUAAAGCAAUCCGAAGGGAAACACGCUAAAUUUGUGUGCAAUAUGUGCAAAUUUUACCGUGAUUGGCACGUGAAAUCAGACGGUGUCUAUGGAAUUUUCCUACACGAUCCUGUUAGUUUUGUCGCACUUGUUCGGCCGGAACUCUUCACCUUCAAGAAAGGCGUCGUGAGGGUUGAGACACAGGGCAUCUGCGUCGGGCACACCUUGUUGGACCAAGGACUAAAGAAGUGGAAUACGAGCAAUCCUUGGACGGAAUAUUCCCCGGUUUCAGUUGCGUGGACAGUUGAUGUGGACGAAGUUCUGGAUUAUAUAAAGAAAACAUUAAUGAAACCGUGAAUACCAUUGGAUCUAUCGGUCUCUGCCACGUGUGAAUCCUGCUCUGGAGAUCGAGGAACGUCUUGUUUUCUAACAACAUCCAUCACAGCAAUUGUUUUUAAUCUUCUUUUCCUGCAUUCCUUGCAACUAAAUAAACCUCAGUUAGUUCUGGGAAAUAUGUGGCUUAUAAAAAGGAGGGCAUUUUCAUGAUUCUUUGCAUGUAUGUAUUCAAGUGGCAAAACUGAAAUAGGGUAUCAUUUAGUAAUUCUUCCUUUCAUUUA
Molecule: messenger RNA, 1611 nt
Organism: Solanum dulcamara
Lineage: Eukaryota; Viridiplantae; Streptophyta; Magnoliopsida; Solanales; Solanaceae
Product: probable uridine nucleosidase 1
Exons: 9
Coding region: 347-1351 (334 amino acids)
Biological process (GO): purine nucleoside catabolic process
Cellular component (GO): cytosol
Molecular function (GO): purine nucleosidase activity
Source: RefSeq, a predicted model, not a curated record